AUAGAAUCUCCCCUCUCCAAGAGCUACACAGAUAAUUGCGACAAAUAUGCCGCCAAAUCGGUGCUUUCUCGAGCAAGCUUCGAAACCAAUGGCUCUAAAUGGAGACUUUCACACGAACAAGGGCACCGAAAAUGAGGUCGACAAGGCCACGGAGGAAACUCACAGUGGUCAGGCCCCAACUUUUUAAGAAACGAGCGGAAAGCCCGGGCCUCAUCAGAAAAGCUAUGCCUGAUCACUAUAGCGCUGGCAUAAAUGAAUUUGUACACCAUUUCCUGGGUUACCACCCAUCUUUUCACCGUCUCCCCUCGGCUCCAUCGCCACUUGAGGAGCUCCUUGCUCGUCCCGCUCCACGGGCUCUCUCAUAUCCCUGGCUGGGCAGUGGGGCUGACGGCAAUGUUAAGGAGGGCCAUUCUGGUGAGGGCAUCGACCAAAUACACCUACACUAUCUCCUGGCCGCUGGAUUGCACGCCGAUCAUUUGGCAGUCAAUGGCUGCCGGGGCGACAGAGGGCCCCCAAACUUAUAUUGGAGCAGCGUGCAUAUUGGGGCUCAAACGAGUGACGCCAAACGAGUCACUUUCAGAAGGAGGGAAUUUGAUUGAGGGAAAGCAGGGGAAUACGAUUCCUUGUUACAAGGGGCGUAUGGAAAUGAGUAAGUUGUAGUUUCCUU
Aspergillus heteromorphus CBS 117.55 is the source of this 667-nucleotide messenger RNA. RefSeq lists its product as uncharacterized. Lineage: Eukaryota; Fungi; Ascomycota; Eurotiomycetes; Eurotiales; Aspergillaceae. The coding region runs from base 99 to 599 and encodes 166 amino acids. The record is from RefSeq and is a predicted model, not a curated record. The transcript is spliced from 2 exons.